AUUUGCAUUGAAUAAUUUAUACCUUUUUCAAUAACACUGUACACAUGGAUUUUUGUUUAACUUUCAACUGUAAUGGAAAAGUGAAUCUUAAUGAUUGGGAAUUAGAUAAAGAUGGUUUAUUCUCACGAGGAGAAGUGGAGAAAGUUUUGUAUCCACAAGAUGAAUGUCUCUCAUCAGAAAAAAAUAUACAACUUUUUAAUUAUACUGUGCCUUUUACAACAGCAUUGUUAGAUCUAAAACAUUUUAACAAAUGCAUAAAUAUGCAAUUAAAAAUACUCAGUAGGCAUGAGACUCAUAAUCAAGUUUUAAGUUCGAAGGCAGAUGAUAUAGAUUUUUAUUAUGUAAGAUGUAUAAUAUCAGAAUUUAUUCUAUAUAUUCGAAUAUAUCUAAAUAGUAUUAAAGGGAAUUAUCAAUCAUUGCAAGUUAUAAAUGAAAAUAUUGAAGAAGAAUUUAAUGAAUUAUUCGUUAUAAUAAAACAUUUCCUAGAAAGAAUACAUAAUAUUCCUGAUACAACAUUCCAUUAUGCACCCUCUAAAUUAGGCAAUCAGUGUACACAACCAGAAUAUCAUAUGUAUCAUAUGCACAUUGAAUUAAGGUGGUUCUUUAUCUCAUUAAUGUAUACAAAACAUAUAUAUAGCCAGUAUUCAAUCGAAAACCAUUUGGAUGAAUUUGAAAAUGUUCAAGCAAUGAUUAUUAAUGAUCUAAUUUAUAUUUCAUUAAAAAUAUUUGAGACGAUGCCUUUGACACAAGUGCAACAGAAAACUCCAUAUAAUUGUACUUGUAUUCGUGAAUUAUGGCUUAUGCUUCAGAUAUUUAUUGAUAGUUUAUCAGAUAGAAUGAAAUCAAAGUCUUUUUGGGAGUAUAUUAAUGAAUGCAUCAAUAGAUUAUUGAACAGAAAUGUAUCUAAUAACAAUAAAGACUUUCUAACACUUUGCAAAAAUUCUGAGCUAUUCUGCUUAUGGAUUGUUCAUCAUCUUUCACUUUUAUAUGGAUACAAUAGUGAUGGAAUAUACUUAGGAUCUAAAUGUUCAAGGAUCAGGCCUAACUACGAGCAAGUAGAAAGAAUUUUGAAAACAUAUAUUUCUAAAGGUGGAAAAGAUGGUGAACGAGAUGAAAUUGAUGAAGAGUUAUGCAUUAUGAUACCUUUAUUAAAUACUAUUGUUACUAAUUGGUGGCACCCUCAAGUUUCAAUUAUUUCUCUUCUUUGGGACUGCUUUCAUAAAAGAUUAGACGAACCAUUUUUGUUACAAGUAUCUGGCCCUUGGACAUUGUCAGUUGAAAAGAAAACUACUAUGGAUCUUCUUAAACAAGUAAAAGAUAGAAUUACUAACACAGAAUGUAUUAAGGAAUCAAGUUAUGGAAUGUUCUUGCGUUUACUUGGAUCCUUUUUACGUAUAAAUUAUAAUAACAACGAUACAAAACAUUGGAAUCAAAUUAAAGGUCGCAUUUAUUCUAAAUUUUCCAAGGGUAAAGUUGAAGAAUUUUCAACAACUGGCUUAUAUAAUUUUCUUUCAUUAUUCUUAACAUUAGCUGUUACUGCUGAUACUACAAAUGUUUGUUCAGUAAUGUUAGAUCUUUUACCGUUAUCAAAAGAAUAUAAUAAUGAGAAUGGUAAAAAACAUAAUUUAAUUUGGAAAGGAAAACUGACUGUUCUUCUUUUAUAUAAUGAUCUUAAACUGAACUUGGCAAAUAUAGCAUCUUUAUAUAUAAAUACGGUGAAUAUUAUAUGCUGUCGCAAAGAUGAUACAUCUCGUAUAAUGAUGAAUAACUUCAUUGAUGUAUUUAGUACGAUUUUGUCAUCCACCAACAUUGGAUUAGGAAAAUAUUUAUUAUUUAGUGGAUGGAUAGAUCGAUAUUUAUUAGAAUGUUCAAAUAAAAUGGUAGGAACGUUAAUGAAAGUGUUAAUUAACGUUUUCGAAAGCUGCAUUUACCUCGCUAAAACUUCUAAUACAGGUGAUGUAGAACAGAUGCUGGAUGCUUUAUGGUGUUAUGUUGCAAGUAGAGUUAGACAACUUGUAUUUGAUCCUGCUCUUACUAAUGUACACUUUGAAGAUAUUUCAAAACUUGCUGUUUUAUUUACUUUGGAAGCAUUGAAAAAUCCAGCAACAGCAAAAAAGUAUAAGCAUUCAGCUACGACUUUAUUUCAGCACUUUGCAUCAUCAGUAAUUGUUAAAGACAUAAGAAUUACAAGACAUUAUUUGACAUUAAUACUUAAACAAGACCAAGCAAUUCAAGAUCUGAAGAAAGAAAUAAAAAAUUUUGAUACAAUAAUUAUACAAGCAUGGAUAAAAUGUUCCAUCAUUGGUCAUGAUACAAACAGGAAUGAAAUAAAAGUUUUACAAAAUUAUAUAUUACAAUUGGAAGACAUACAAAAGAUUUUUGAAACAUCUAAUGAUAUUCAAGAAUUUCAAAAUAACGAUGAGUCUAUUUUAAUGUUUAUAAUGCAUUCAAUGAAGAAAAGAAGCACUUUGAAAACUGAACAGGAACGAAUCCAGUACGAUAUAAAAUGGAGAUUGUAUUUCAAUCAUUUAGAAAAAUGGAUUCUUUUACCUAUUAUGGAGGAAACUAAAGAUUCAGAAUUGGCUUUAUGGAUAUAUAGGUGCAUUGGAACACUAAUUCUCUGUACUUCUAUUAUGUUAUAUUCUAAAAAUCAACCAAAUAACAUAUUCAGAACAUUACUAAAUAAAACUAUAUUGUCAGUAGAACAUAAUUUUUUAAAGAAUUUGGGAAAGAAGACGUUUUCUAUGAUACUUUUGGGUAUGGAAACCCUUAAUGUUAAAAGUGAUAUAUCACUUCAAGUAUUAAUACGAGAUCUUUUUGAUCAGUACAUGCCAUUUUUAAUAAUACCAACUACUAAUGCAAAUACUUUUAAAGUAUCUGACUCAUUACUAAAAUGCUUUAAAGAUGCAAAAGCAGAUUAUAUACGCUUGAUACUUGAGAUUUUGAUGACGAAUUUUUUUAAUGUUUCGAAUGACAAUAUGAUGCAUAAACAUUUUUAUUUAGUAAUGAUACUUUUACAAAAUCUGCUUAAAGAUGAAAUAAAUUAUGCAUGUCAUAUAGUAGAAUCCAUUAUUGUAAUUUGUACAUCAUAUAUUAUUGGAUGCUAUGUAAAAGUUCAUGACCAUCAUCCACAUAAACAACAGACUAUUGACUUUAUAAAUAAUAUUAUUAGAAAUAGAUAUUACAAAGAGAAUAAUUCUUUACAGAAUAAGUUCUAUAAUAUAAUAUCUAGUUCUGUUAAAAGGUCACUAAUUAUAAAUCAGCAUAAUACUUUCGAACUUUUACGUUCGAUUUUACCAAUAUCGACUGAAAUGGUACAAUUUUUAUCACCAGAACUUGAAUAUACUUUAAAUGAUUUGGAAAUCCAUCGACGCCCAAAUGCGGCAUCUUUUAGAUACUGCUGGAAUCAACUUCGAAAUCUUAUGAAAAGCAAUAUGACAAAUCACUGAUAAGUUUAAAAAAUUUAUUAAUAAAUGUCUGAGAGUAUCAUAAUGAUACUUCCUUAUUAUGCUACGAAUUGAUUAGG
Molecule: messenger RNA, 3526 nt
Organism: Bombus impatiens (common eastern bumble bee)
Lineage: Eukaryota; Metazoa; Arthropoda; Insecta; Hymenoptera; Apidae
Product: protein MMS22-like
Exons: 19
Coding region: 45-3449 (1134 amino acids)
Biological process (GO): replication fork processing; double-strand break repair via homologous recombination
Cellular component (GO): nuclear replication fork
Source: RefSeq, a predicted model, not a curated record